UCCUCCUUCCUCCAAUCAUUCGUUCAUCCAUGUUCUGGAGAACUCCGAAUGAAAGAAACCCUAGCCGUGUAGCCCUCCGCCUAGCCCUCCAUCGUCGCCGCCUAACCCAGGUCCUCAGCGCCGCCGCCGUCCCAGCUCCUCAGCACCGCCGCUUUUUCCUCUUCCCCGUGUCCAGAACCCAGAAACUCGGCAGGUCCUCUUCGGCUCUUCAUCUUCGCUGGCUUCUCGGCACGGACCCAGGUUAGUGGCUUCUCUUCUUCAUCUUCACUGAAUGUUUGGUCUUCUUCUUCAAUUUUUGUUCCAUUUUUUAUUUUUCUUCUUCCAACCACCGUCUUCUAUGUCGUGUUCGUCGCCUGGCCUCUGUCUCCGUCGCGCUUCUGCCCCUCUGCUCAGACUGCUCAGAAGAAAAACACUUCUCCGUUCCGAUUUCCUUCCUUCGAGUUUAGAGAGCAGCUCAACCAAGAAAAAAACCCGAGACUUCGAAGAUUAGAAGAACUUAUUCCAGUCACAGAGAUCGGUAGGAUGUUCUUCCAAAACUGGAUGUGCUGCUGCUAGCUAACUUGCCAAGACUCAGAUUUGUAACCAUAGACAUGACAUUGAGAUGGUCCUCUCUACAGGUGCCCUUUGUUGAAAUCUUUACCAUUUUGCAAGGAUAAGGAAACAAACUUAAGAUCCAUGUGGAAUGAGUUCAGCAGCUAGCAAGCUGAAAGUGAUCUUUGCCAACUCAACGGUGGUGACUUCCGAGUGAUGGUUGCCAAUUGAAUUAACGCAUUUCAUUCCGUCUUUUCUCGUCUCUCCCUCUGGGUUUUGACAUUUAAAUCUGCAAGCUUGAAAACACAAGAGAGAGUGUGAAUAAACUAUGAUUGUCUUACCUUACUGAUUGUAUAAGCCCAAAAGUGGCAUCAUGUCUGGGGAGCAAGAUUUAAGCACAUAAUAGAAGUUGGAGAAGUGUUUUCAUAUGAUAGAUUAGAGACUUGAGGCAACAUUUGAAGAAAAUUGGGUAGCUUCUUGUGAUGGAUCAUCACUUGGCUAGUGAUUCUCCGCAGGUUCGUCCUAGAUGGAGGAAAGUAGCAUAUGGCGGUAUGCAACCUGGUUUUGAUGACAAUCAUACCGAUGAAUCUUUCCUUGAAGGAAUGGUCAUGAAUGCCAAUGUUGUAAGGAGGGACAUGCUAAAGGUGAUGUUAGACUCUGUUUCCAUUUCUGAAUACUUAUGCAUUGUAGCUCUUGUUGUCUUAGUAUGGACCUACACACUAGAAUCAACCAUUGAUGAGAAUCGUCUUCUGUGCAUAGAUGUUAGUCUUCUAGUUUCGGGUUUCUUGAUUCUCCUUUUCACUCAGGAAAAGAUUUCCCUUAGCAUCCUUGUUCAUCAUUAUUUCCUCAAUAUCUCGUUUUUCAUAAUGGGAUUAUAUGUUUUGGCACCCAUCUACCAAACCCUUACAAGAUCCAUCAGUUCUGAUUCCAUUUGGGCGUUAACCGUAUCGCUUCUCGUGAUUCACCUUUUCCUGCAUGACUAUUCGGAAUCAACUGUCAAUGCACCUGGGGCUCUCAAAAAUCCUGCAUUGACCAGUUGCAUCUCUGUAAAUGCUUCUGUAGUCGCCUCUGUAUUCAUUGCUUCUCGCCUUCCGUCGAGACUACAUGUUUUUGCCAUCAUGCUAUUCUCCUUGCAAGUUUUCCUAUUUGGUCCCCUGGUUACUUACUGCAUUAAGAAAUAUUCGUUCCGUUUACACCUGUGUUUUUCUAUCAGUUUGAUGUUUGUGACAUUAAGUUUCGUGUACAUGCUGCAUUGCUUACUUUUCGUGUUGCUGCUUAGUUUGCUGGUUUUUGUCAAUGUGGUCUGCCCUUAUUGGCUUAUACGGAUUCAGGAGUACAAGUUUGAGAUCAAUGGACCUUGGGAUGAGGCUAAGCUUUGUUUUGCUAUUACAGACUGAGAUAAAAACAAAGCAAUUUUGAGUAGCUUUCUGGGGUUCAUGUGAAUGUAAUCUUCUUAUUUGCUGAUUAUGGUCCUAGAUGCAAAUUUUGUAAUGCAUGGGGCCAUGGAGUUACCCUAAGUUUUUUGUGUCCUUCAUAAUUACAGAAUGAAACUAUAGUGAAAGUUUUAUGUGAACAAGUUUUUGAAAAUUAGUUUCACCUAAUUUGAGUUAUGGUGCCUUACCCUAGCUUUAAACGGAUUGUUAUUGAUAAUGCAAGUUUAAAUUAAUAUAAUUUGGUCCCUUUCCAAAGAUUCACUUGAUCUGGUUUAACACUCAUAAGGUACUUAUUCCUUCUCAUUCAUGGAGUUUCUAAUGGUAUAUGGUCACCAACCGGACAUGGUUGACCUUAUUACAAAGCCAUGGAUUAGAAAUUGACAAUGUUCUUCUCUCUAAAGCUUUCAACAGUUUCUUUGAGGCUUACUUCCAAGGGUUGGAAUUCAAUUCCCAAACUCUUUGCCUUCUCUUUAGAAAUCUGAUAUGUUGGCACAUACGGCCCAUCAUCCUCGCACCUAUUGAUUAAAAAAAAAAAAAAAUCAAAGUGAAAUAAAUUAGAAAAAAGAUAAAGUAUUAUUUUGGUUCU
This is a messenger RNA of Arachis stenosperma, 2550 nucleotides long. Its product is annotated as phosphatidylinositol N-acetylglucosaminyltransferase subunit C-like. The transcript is spliced from 4 exons. NCBI's taxonomy places the organism in Eukaryota, Viridiplantae, Streptophyta, Magnoliopsida, Fabales, Fabaceae. Gene Ontology annotation, biological process: GPI anchor biosynthetic process. The record is from RefSeq and is a predicted model, not a curated record. Gene Ontology annotation, cellular component: membrane; glycosylphosphatidylinositol-N-acetylglucosaminyltransferase (GPI-GnT) complex. The coding region runs from base 1014 to 1928 and encodes 304 amino acids.